AUGGUUGCCAUCAAGUCCGCUCUCACCCUGCUCGCCUACGGGUCGCAUGCCGCUCUGGCAUUAUCUACCAUUGUCUGUUCCAGCGAACUGGGAACAAAGAAGCGAAUUACUAUUGUCAAAAAAAUCAUUCGCAAGGUCAACGUAGUUAUUGUCGCAAGGCCUUACACCACAACCGAGACUACAACUGUUCUGACGACUACAACAUCAACGGCUAAUCCGAAUGUCAAGACUGCCACCGAGCAAGUUACCCAGACACAAACCAACACAGAAGACCGAUUGGCCACAGCAUUCUCGACCGAAAAAGUCACUUCGACGACAUCAAAGUACACUACACAAACGAUCCAAGCACCCGCAGGGUUUACCAAGAUUGGUCGGUCUCCUGAUUAUGUAGCAAAGAGGGCCGGUAUUCCAGAUACAUCCCCUGGAUCCAUUCCUAUCCCUCUCGGCGGCAAAGCUGCAGUACCCGCUCAGUAUGUUCAACGCAUUCGAUGCAUCAAGAGAGUCCCGGUGAUUUCAACCAAACACACCACAACAACCGUUCAAGGCUCCAGAAAGACGAUUAAGCGUACCAAGACAAAGACUGUCAGCACUACAGAGACAGUCAUUGAGACAGAAUAUCCAGACGAUGUGAUGACCACUGUGACCGAGACUUCGUUUCUCACAGUAACUGAGUACAACGACAUCACCUCAACCAGCACCAUGACAGAAUUUGUUACCGUCGAGACACAAGUCCCCGUUGAGCUAGACCUUGCCUGCAGCAACGACAACAUGAUUACGACAGCCAAUGGUGGUAGAUCUCUGUAUGGCAGAGAUUACGGCGAUUAUCCAUUCUAUUUAUUAGAUAUUACUGGAAUGUCUAAUGCGUAUGAAUGCUGUGCAGCAUGCAUGAAAAACCCCCAGUGCUUAUCUGCUGCGACAUCCCUUGCCGACCGUGCCAAGUGCGUUCACUUUGCGAGCACUAGUACUAAACUUUGUCCCAACGGCCAAGUCAACUGGGGUACUUAUUUUACCGCAUCAAACGAGUCGCCUUUUUGGAUCUGGAGUAAUGGGCCCUGUGGUACUUGGAAGAAUGGUGGCAACUGGAAUGUUAGAGAAAGUAAAGAUGUUUGA
Messenger RNA from Fusarium poae, 1110 nucleotides. RefSeq lists its product as uncharacterized. The record is from RefSeq and is a predicted model, not a curated record. NCBI's taxonomy places the organism in Eukaryota, Fungi, Ascomycota, Sordariomycetes, Hypocreales, Nectriaceae. The transcript has 4 exons. The coding region runs from base 1 to 1110 and encodes 369 amino acids.